This is a messenger RNA of Linnemannia hyalina, 1227 nucleotides long. The record is from the annotation of a GenBank genome assembly. NCBI's taxonomy places the organism in Eukaryota, Fungi, Mortierellomycota, Mortierellomycetes, Mortierellales, Mortierellaceae.
AUGAACGGACCAUCAGGUUCUACUACUGCGACACAGUCCACUACUGAAUCCAACGUUGAUAUCAAGAAGAAGCAGCAGCAGGAAGCUCCUACUCCUCAGAACACCCCCAUCUUCUCUGCCCCUAUCAGCCGCCCCGCUGCUACUGUUGAGGACGAUAUGGAGACCAUCCAGACCCCUGGCACCUCCUUGUUGGGUAACAACGCUCAGCUCAUGUCGAUGUUGCAGGGCCGUCUCGGUAACUUGGUCGGUGCCCCUUCCAACUACCUCUCGACCUUGGGCCCCGAUGUCCGCCGUCGUGUCAAGGGCUUGAAGUCCCUCCAGAACAAGCACUCUGUCUUGGAGGCUGACUUCCAGAAAGAGAUCCUUGCCUUGGAGAAGAAGUACCUCGCCCUCUACACUCCUCUCUACGAGAAGCGUGCUGAGUUCAUCAGCGGCAAGGCCGAGCCCACCGAGGCUGAGGUCGAGGAUGGCGUCAGCGAAGACGAGGAAGAGGGGGAUGAGGAAGAGGAUGAUGAGGACAAGGACAUUGAGAAGGUUGAAGGUAUUCCCGAGUUCUGGCUCACUGCCUUGAAGUCGCACCCCCACUUUGCCGACAUCAUCACCGAGAAGGACGAGGAGGCUUUGAAGCACUUGGUCGACAUCCGCAUGUCCUACUUUGACAAGCCCGGCUUCCGCCUUGACUUUGAGUUCUCCCCCAACGAGUUCUUCACCAACACCAUCCUGACAAAGACCUACUUCUACCAGGAUGAGCCCGGAUAUGGCGGCGACUUUGUGUACGACCACGCCGAGGGCACCAAGAUUGACUGGAAGGAGGGCAAGGACAUGUCAGUCACCAUCGAGACCAAGAAGCAGCGCCACAAGGGAACCAACAAGACCCGUGUGGUCAAGAAGACCGUCCCCGCUGAGACCUUCUUCUCCUUCUUCGCUCCCCCAGUUGCCCCCGAGGACGAGGACGAUGAGGAAGAGAUGGACGAAGACUUGGACGAGAAGCUCGAAGCUGACUAUGGUUUGGGCGAGGAGCUCAAGGACUCUGUCAUCCCCCGUGCUGUCGACUGGUUCACUGGCAAGGCUCUCCAAUACCAGGACCAGGGUGACCAGUACGACGAUGACUUUGAGUACGACGAUGAGGAGGGCAGCGAUGACAAUGAUGAGGAUGAUGAUGAUGAGGACGACGACAACGAGUUGCCUGCAAAGGAUGAAAAAGCCCCCGAGUGCAAGCAGCAAUAG